Impatiens glandulifera is the source of this 3116-nucleotide messenger RNA. RefSeq names its product trichohyalin. Gene Ontology annotation, molecular function: protein binding. The coding region runs from base 168 to 2735 and encodes 855 amino acids. Lineage: Eukaryota; Viridiplantae; Streptophyta; Magnoliopsida; Ericales; Balsaminaceae. The transcript has 13 exons. The record is from RefSeq and is a predicted model, not a curated record.
CACCGUUCGGUAAUUAGGGUUUUGCAGAAUCCCGUUCCUAUUCAACCAUAUGUAGUCUGUACUCUCUCUCUCAAACAUUAAUAAUUGAGUUCCGCAUUGCAUGUUCAUCGAUUUGUGCACUCUUUCAUCUUCGUACUCGCUGCAUUUCGAGCAAUUCUUUUCCUUAAAUGGCCAAAGUGCAGGAAAACCCUCACACUCCUGUUGCUUCAAGGCCAAUUUCAGACCCUGAGAAGGAAGUUCCCAUUGUCUCUUCCGCUAGUCCACCUAAUCCCGACGCUAAUGAGGCUGCUUCCAAAUCCAAGCCUUGCCCUUCUCUCGACUUUAUUGCUUCUGCAGCCGCGAAGAUUGCAUCUCAGCCUCUUCAGAACUCCGAUCCCGACGUAUGGGGCGUUCUGACUGCCAUCUCUGUCAGUGCUCGUAAGCGUCACCAGGGCAUGAAUAUGCUACUGACUUCUGAGGAACAUAACAUUGGCCGUAUGGUAGAUGACUUGCGUUUCCAGAUCGAUGCAAAUUCGGUCAGUGCAAAACACUGCAGAAUUUACAGGAAGAGGGUAGAUAAUGAAAACCACUCAGAGUCUUCAUCUACAUCUUGCAUGGCUGCCUUUUUGAAGGAUAAUAGCACUAAUGGGACAUAUCUAAACUCGUCAAAGCUAAAGAAAACCAGCCCUGAAACUACACUACGUCAUGGGGAUAUUAUAUCUUUGGUAGCUCCUCCUCAACAUGAACAGGCCUUUGCUUUUGUAUUUCGAGAAGUUCUCAGAUCAAAUUCUUCAGGCAAUGGCUUAAACUUGAAGAGAAAGUCUGAGGAACAUGGUUCUGAAAGCAAGAGAGUAAAAGGCAUUGGCAUUGGUGCACCUGAAGGUCCUAUAUCUCUUGACGACUUUAGAAGCCUUCAGCGAUCCAAUACGGAGCUACGAACGCAAUUAGAAAGUCAGGUCAUUACAAUUGAGUCUUUGCGCAAUGAAAAUCGUGCAGCUACUGAACGUCAUGAGCAUGAGAUGAAUGAUUUGAAAGCAACUGUUUCAAAUUCUUUCGUGGAUCAACUCAAGGAACUACAAAAUUCACUGGAGAUCAAACAUAAGGAAUUAUCAGAAAUCCAAAGAAUCUCAGCUGAACAAAAGCACGGAAUGGAGGACCUUAACAAGAGACUCGAAUCGUCAAUGCAGUCAUGUGCUGAAGCAAAAGAAAUAAUAAACAGUCAGAAUGCAUCUAUAUCUGAACUCAAGGCACAGUUAUACGAAGAACGAGAACAAAGAAAAGAAGAACGAGAAAAGGCAGGUGCGGAUUUAAAGGAGUCAAUACAGAGGGUUCAGGCAGAGGCUCAAGUGGAGAUAAAACGGGUCUCCGAAGCAUUUUCAAAACGAGAGAAGGACCAACAAGAACUUAUUAAUAAGCUUCAGGAACUAGAGAAAGAACGAUGCUUUUUGGUGGAAACCUUGAGAUCCAAGCUGGACGACACACGAGAUAAAUUAGUUAUCUCCGAGAAUAAAGUUCGACAACUAGAAGCCCAACUUUGUGAAGAGCAAGAAGUUUCCGCGAAUGGGAAAAAUAAAAUUGAAGAACUCGAGCUGGAGAUCAAAAGGUUGACUCAGGAACUUGAGAAUGAAAAGCAGUCAGCUAGAGAAGAAGCGUGGGCUAAAGUAUCCGCUCUUGAACUCGAGAUAAACGAUGCAAUGAAAGAUCUUGAUUAUGAGAGGCGUGGAUUGAAAGCAGCUAGAGAAAGAAUUAUGCUCCGAGAGACGCAGCUAAGGGCAUUCUAUUCGACGACAGAAGAAAUAUCAGUAUUGUUUGCAAGGCAGCAAGAACAGUUAAAGGCAAUGCAAAGGACAUUAGAAGACGAAGAUAAUUACGAUAAUACUUUUCUGGACAUCGACCUUAAUCGCCCAAUGAACAUAAAAGGAGAAGUAUUGACAAAAGGUCCUAUAAUAUCCAGAAGGCCAGUAAGAGAUGUGUCUGACACAUCGACUGACGGUGUCAGUGAGACAGAGAAGCACGACUGCGAAAAUCGAAGCCAAGAGUAUCAGAACACUCAGGAGGCGGAAUUCACUAGCGGUGAGCAACAACAGAAGGAAGGUGAAGGUUUCGGUUCAGAAAUAGAACCAAUCCCAAUCGUGGAUCUCACAGGAACCGAACGAGUGCUCGACACCGAGAGCCAAGUAGGUUUGAACCAAUUGGACGACGACGAUAGAGACAGAAUAACUAAUUCUGUUUCAAAAAGGGACAUUGAAAUCGAAACUCAGAAUAUGGAAGAUACGGAAAUGACAGUUGGGAUCAUCAUUCAGACUGCUGAUCUUGUAACUUCUGAAGUAGCAGGGAGCUGGGCUUACAGUACGGCUCCUUCGAUGCACGAUCAGAUCCUGGCCGUUGAUUCUCACGAGAGCCAAACUACCCCAGUUUCCGAGAUUCUUGCUAAUAAAAGGAAUCUAGAACGACAGGCUUUGAGCCAGAUGAUUGGGAUCGUAGCACCCGAUAUGGAGGAGGAAUUUGCAGGGGCGGCGAAAAGAGAAGAUGGUGAUAAAGCUGUUGAUUCGAACUCGGAUACUGAAGACUAUACAGAUGGUGAGGAAAAUAAGGAAGAUGAUGAUGGAGUUGAGAGAGGGAUGAAAGAAGAUGAUGGAGUUGAGAGAGGGAUGGAAGAAGAUGAUGAUGGAGUUGAGAGAGGGAUGGAAGAAGAUGAUGGAGUUGAGCGGAUGGAUGAAGAUGAGGAAGAUACUGAAGAGGAGGAGGAGGAUUAAGUUGGCAACAAUGGAAGAUGAUGAUGAUGACUGUAAAUAAGAUUGGUAAGUCUGUAAUUCUUUUUUCUUUUUGGUGAGUUAAUUUUUGUAUGAAUAUGAUUCUUAUGUGCAUGCUAAGUGGUUUAGUGGGGGUGAAAGCAGUUAGGUUGAGUUAUUUUUUUCACUGAAAAUCUCGGGUUUAACUGUUUGACAUCAGUUUUUCAACAUCUUUAGCCGUGGUUUAAGGUUAGAUAUGCAUAUAGUUUAAGCACAAAAGUUCAGCUUCAUUAUCUCCAUGGACAAUUCACAAAAAAAUAUGAAAUAGCAAAGAGUAUGGCUGCCACGCUUAAACUGUUGCAUCAUUGGUUGACUUUGAAUUGGAUCGAUCUAAUGUUCUUUAUC